GGCACGUAGUGCGUGAGACCUGGAAAUUGUCCUUCAUUACUCCACUCCGCCCCUUCCUGACACUUGUGACUGAUCCACGUCUCAUUACGCUUAUUGAAUCUUGUCAAACACAGGCCUCAUGCAGGAAGGAAGGAAUUCGCCAAACAAGCGCAGGCGAACAAGCGACCGAUUGGGUGAGGCUACGAUCGCCGUCAAACGUCGCAAGUGCGCUGUUGCGCCUACGAGUCAGAAUAGGGUCCACCUGACUCAUGACGCUCUGCUGUACUUUCGUGAUCACCUUCAAGAACAUGGACUGAAAGGCGUGGCCGCCCAGCUGCUGUCCGCAAAUCAAAGCUUCUUCAAUUUGUUUCUUCCAGUCUUGGACUAUGAGCGUCUUGUGCUGCACUCUCAGAACGCGGACACCCUCUGCAGGGUCUUCCACAGGGUGUGCCCGUCAGGAGAUCCCCCCGAGGGCCUAGACUCAUGCACAUCGUCGCAUAGCAAAUGUCGUCUUCUGAAGACCUGUCGAUACCUCACUAUUGAAGACCCGCCAGCACUCGAGGCAUUGAUCAAAGCGCACAAGCCAUGCUUCGAUGGUGCCAAAUCUGACGGUAGAUUGUUGGCCCAAACGCACCACAAGCUCUUUCCAAACGUGACACAUCUCUCCGUUAAAGGUCCUCUCGCUUGGAAAUUGGCUCUGGAUUACUACUCUGACUCCUCGCACGAUCAAGCUUGGCGCAAGAUCAGAUCCCUCAUCAAGAUCAUAAAUCCUCUCCAUCUCUGUAUCUACUUUCAACGACCAGUGUUUCCCGGCUACCUUGUCAUGGAUCCACCUAUAGACCCUGAGGCGCACCUGGAUGCGGCGACACCGGAGGAAGUAGACCGCUGGAUAGCGGAAAACAAAACGGCAAGAUUUGGAAUCUCCGAGAUUGUGCGAGUGUUGGAUCAAAGCUGGGAUUUAGAAUCCAUCACUUGUCACAAUGUCACUGAAGAGGAUUUUCCAACUGUCUAUUGUCCAUCUCAUCGUGUGAUUUUUCGACCUUUGUAUCGAGCCAUUGGAGACUUGCGGACCCUCCGGUGCAUCGAGACAAGGGUCAGCCAAAUGACAGAAGCUGUUCGUCAGCUGGGAGAUGAUGACUAUUCGUUUGAAUUUGUUGGACUGGAGAAUAUCGGAGGGGGAAGCGCGAAAAGGCUGUACAUGGCAGAGAAUCAGCGCCUGACCGAUCCAUCCAAAGACAGCUGUGCCGAGGACGAGCUCCUCAACAAACUUGUUCUGAACCCAACCCAUCCAAACACCUUGAUCGCCCAAGUGUGGGGAAGGUUGUCCCUCAAAGAACGGGCCGCAGCUCAGCCUCAUGUCAAGUUCUCCUCGGUAGCUGAGGCGUGUCCGUGUAGGUGUUGCGGACAAGUAUAGGUGGUAGGAUAUCGCAUGCACAUUUGGUGAACCAUUGCGCCACCUAUAGCGUAGUUCGGGGCGUUGGUCCGUCACCGUAUCUUUUCCCGUGGG
This is a messenger RNA of Kockovaella imperatae, 1486 nucleotides long. RefSeq lists its product as hypothetical. The record is from RefSeq and is a predicted model, not a curated record. The coding region runs from base 119 to 1393 and encodes 424 amino acids. The transcript has 2 exons. Lineage: Eukaryota; Fungi; Basidiomycota; Tremellomycetes; Tremellales; Cuniculitremaceae.